Brassica rapa (field mustard) is the source of this 7955-nucleotide messenger RNA. Its product is annotated as RING-H2 finger protein ATL11-like. The record is from RefSeq and is a predicted model, not a curated record. NCBI's taxonomy places the organism in Eukaryota, Viridiplantae, Streptophyta, Magnoliopsida, Brassicales, Brassicaceae.
AAACCAACAGUGUCACAUAAUUAUAAUUGUAGUUUAUUGGUCAAAUAAGAGUUAAAAACGAUUUGUAUUUUUCAGAAUAGGUUUAUAUCGCCAUUACGCAUGAAAAUUUCACGUUGACUUGCAAAAUUAAAUUAAUAACUAAUAAGCGAUCACUAAUCUGGCUCUGCAUCGUGUUUCAUCCCAUGUCCACAAAGGCGGAUCUAGAGAAUAUUACAAGAGGGAGCACACACUAUUAAAUAACAAAAUUUUCAGCCAAAAAUGCAUGAGACAUUAAAAAUCUCUUAAGAUAAGACCAUUUGAGUUUCUUGAUUUCAAUAAUAUGAAUGAAAGUAAAACUUAUGCGUGUGGCACUUGCCCCACCUAGGUCUGUUCCUGGACUUGUCAUCACGUCGUUUUCCAAUUCACAGGUUUAUGUUCUUAAAAUGUCGAUAGGUUGAUCCAUGCUCUUGUUGAUUAUCUUAACAAAGAAAAAAUAGAAAGGUCUGUUAAGAGUCUCUAUCUGAACAUUUCUGUAUGUAACAGUGAUUGGAUAAAGAUGUAUUUACAAAUAUUUACAUAAAUUUACAGAAUUCUAACUAGUACAAUGAAUGUAAAUUCUUUAUAAAAAAAGAAGUGAAUUAGUACUGUUGGUCUAAUGGUUGAUUAAUAUUUUUCACUAGAUAUUAUACGGUUAGUUUUGAGUUAUUUUCUUAAGCUAAUAAAGAGAGUUAUUUUUAUACUUAAUCUUAUACAAUCUUUGAAUUCAAUAAAUGGUAUCAGAGCUUCAGGAAGAGAUGAGUGAUAUAGUCGUGAAAACAAAAGACAUUGGAAGAUCAUCCUUAAUUCAAUGUCCGAUGCUUACCUCAAAAAAUUAUACGGUGUGGGCUAUGAGGAUGAAGGUGUCACUUAAAGUACACAAGGUCUAGGAAGUUAUAGAAACAUAAUCAAACAUAAUCAAUCGAAGGAGACAAGAAGACAUGUCCAUCGCUUUAUUGUUCCAAUCCAUACCCGAGACGUUUAUCUUACAAGUCGAAGAACUUGAUACUUCAAAGAAAGUAUGUGAAGCAAUUAAGGCAAAGCAUGUAGGAGCAGAAAGAGUAAAAGAAGUUAGAUUGCAAACACUAAUGAAGGAAUUUGAUCGUCUCAAAAUGAAAGACACUGGGACAAUCGAUGAAUUUGGAGGAAAGUUAGCCGAAAUAUCAUCAAAAUCUGCAGUCCUAGGAGUAAGUAUUGAGGAAUCUAAGCCAGUUAAAAAAAACCCCAAAGUACUCUCUCACAAGAAGUAUAUACAUAUUGUGGCUUCACUAGAACAAGUGCUAGAUCUUAAUACCACCAGUUUCGAUGAUAUCAUAGGGCGUCUAAAGGCCUUCGAAGAAUGUUUCUUCAAUGAAGAAGAACCCCAAGAAGAUCAAAGUAAACUAAUGUAUGCAAACAUGGAGACUCAAAACGGUCAAUCAAGUUGAGAUUACAAUGGAGACUUUAGAAACAGAGUUCGAGGAGGGUGUUUCUAUUACAGGGGAAGAGGUCAUGGACGGUUUAAUGGAGAAAGAGACACAUCGGAGGUAAUGUGUUUUCACUGUGAUAAGUUAGGUCACUUUGUGUCUAACUGUCAUGAUCGCUUACAUAAGCUACAAGAAAUCUAGGAGACUGAUAACAGCGACACACAAGUACGGAUGAGCUUAUGAUGCACGCAGUAGUAUGCCUAAACGAGAAGAAUUUCAUACCAGAUAAGUUUGAAACAUAUACCGGUGAAGAAAGAAUAUGGUAUCUCGACAACGGUCCCAUCAAUCCUAUGACUAGGAGACGGAGGUAUUUUUCAAAACUUGAUAAUACAGUCACUGGAAAAGUAAGAUUUGGAGAUGACUCACACAUAGAUAAUAAAGGAAAAUGCACGAUAUCAUUUACUGACAUGCACGGCGAAUCGAGGAAGAUGACCAAUGUCUAUUUCAUCCCCGAUUUAAGAAGAAACAUUAUAAGUCUUGGUCCAGAUACAGAAUCAGGGUGCGAUAUAAGAUUGAGAAAAGAAUACCUAACAAUGCAUGAUCACAAUGGGAAACUACUUGUCAAAACAAAUACAUCAAAAAAUCGAUUAUAUAAAGUCUGUAUGGGAGUAUGAAACAUUGAGUUGCUACACCUAGCAACAAUAAGUGAGAUAACUAGAUGGCAUGUUCGAUUAGGACACAUAAAUCUUGAAGUACUAAAGUCUAUGAUAUGAAAGGAAUUGUUCAAAGAAUUCCGAGUGAAUGUUGAAAAUAAAUCUUUCCAUCAUGUCUACUAGGGAAACAAACAAGAAACAUUCUUUAAGCAACUACAUAUCGAGCAACGAAGACACUCCAGCUCAUGCAUGGAGACCUCUGUGGACUUAUAACACCGAGCACACCAGAGGGAAAUAAGUACGUUUUCGUCAUCACUGAUGAUUAUUCAAGAUACAUGUGGACAAUUCUCUUGAAAGAAAAGAGUAACGCCUUCGAGUUUAAGAAACUCAAGUGUCUGGUAGAGCAAGAAACAUGGACGAGUAUUGAGACCUUCAGGACAGAUAGAGGAAGAGAAUUCACAUUACAUGAAUUCAACUCAUUAUGUGACAUCUCCGGCAUAAGGCGGCAUCUCACCGCUACCUACAGUCCACAAGAGAAUGGUGGGUAGAAAAAGGAAAUGGAACCCUAAUAGAGAUGGCGAGAAGUAUACUAAAACACAUGCAUAUGCCAAACUAUCUAUGGGGAGAAGAAAUACGAAAUUCCACAUAUAUCUUAAAUCGCAUAGCCACAAGAUCUCUUAAAGAUAAAACUCCAUACAAAGUUUUUUGUAUGAAGAAGCCAAACAUUGAUCACCUCCAAAUUUUUGGGUGCCACGGAUAUGCAAAGAUAGAGAAGCCGCAUUUGAAGAAAAUUAGAUGACAGAUCACACAUGCUUGUUCAACUAGGAACAGAACUAGGGUCAAAAGCAUACCGAUUACUUGAACCGAAAACCCAGAAAAUAGUGGUAAGCCGCGAUGUGGUAUUUGACGAGACCCAGGGAUGGAACUGGAACCAAGCGACACAUAACAAGAUAAUAAUGGAAUUUUGUUCUGACUUUCGGAAGAUUUGGAAACCAAGGCAUACAAGAAGAUAUUGAAGGAGAGAUGACAAACAUAGAACCAGUCGAGAAUACUAAUGAAGAAACUCAUCACAGUAACAAUGAAGAUGAUGAUUUUGUGACUUCACAUGAAGACGAAACAGAACAGCCUCAAGUACCGCUGAGAAGAACAGAGAGGCAGAGUGUAAAGCCUAAAUAUCUUAAGGACUAUGUCUUAUUCGCAUAAGAAGAAUGAGAAAGAUUAAUAUUGUGUCUAAACAACGAGACAAGAGAUUUUUUUGGAAGCAAAAGAACACAGGAAAUGUAUACUUGCUUGAGAAGAUGAAAUCCUUUCAAUCGAGAAGAAUGAAACAUGGACGCUUUUCGAACUUCUAUUUAGGGUAAAGACAAUAGGAUUAAAGUGGGUUUCAAGCUAAAAUGCAACACAUAUGGCAUUAUUAAUAAAUACAAGGCUCGACUCGUCAAAGGGUAUGUACAACGUCAUGGUGUUGAUUUUGAUGAGCUCUUUUCUCUCAUAGCUCGACUCGAGACAGUACAACUCCUUAUCAAUCUCCCAGCAUCACAUGGAUAGGAGGUACAUCAUCUUGAUGUAAAAACUGCAUUCUUUCAUAGAGAACUAAAAGAAACUGUGCAUGUUACCCAACCAGAGGGGUUUGGAGUAAAGGGAAGUGAAAGCAAGGUUUACAAGUUAAACAAAGCUUUGUGUGGAUUGAAACAAGCACCGAGAGCAUGGAACCAUAAGUUGAAUGCAAUACUUACGGAAUUACAGUUCUACAAGCGUUCUAAAAAUCUCUCAGUAUAUCGAAAGAUGGUGAACAGCAAACUUCUUUUCGUAGCUGUUUAUGUAGACGGCCUAUUUGUCACCAGAACAAGUGUGAAUGUUAUCAACAAGUUUAAGAAGGAGAUGGCGUCCAAAUUUGAGAUGAGCGAUCUUGAAAGUUGACAUAUUAUCUUGGGAUUGAGGUAUGUCAAUACAAGGAAGGUCUAACGCUAAAUCAAAGGCGACAUGCAUCGAAGAUCUUAGAAGAAGCAGAGUUAAAGGACUGUAACUUAGCACACACGCCAAUGGAGUCCAGCUUAAAAUUGUCGAGAGGUAAGGAUGAGAAAGAUAUAUAGGCCUAGGGGUACAAAAGAAAUAUUGGAUGUCUCAGAUAUUUUCUUCACACACGAAUAGAUUCGUCAUAUUGCGUAGGAUCACUUAGUUGAUACAUGCAUGCGCCUAAAGAGUCUCAUGGUGCUGCAAUGAAGCAGUGUCUGAGAUAGUUUCAAUGAGCCACAAGUCUUGGAUUAACAUUUGGAUGCUCCAUUCGAAGUUACAAAGCUGAUUGGGUACAAUGAUAUCAGCCAUAACAUUGAUCCAGAUGAUGGAAAAAAUACAACUGGACAUAUUUUCUAUCUCGGUGAAUCACCAAUCACUUGGUGCUCACAAAAACAAGAUACAGUCGCAUUGUCAUCGUGUGAGGUUGAUUUUAUGGCAAGACCGAAGCAGCAAGACAAACAAUAUGGCUUCAAGAUAUACUUGGUGAAGUGAUUGGAUCAUCGUGUGAAGGGGUCGUGGUUAAGAAUUGAUAAUAUAUCAGCUAUUUCUCUAACAAAGAACCCGGUCUUCCAUGGUUGAAGUAAACUCAUACAUACAAGAUAUCACUUCAUAAGGGAAUGCGUUGAGAAUGGACAAGUGGAAGUCGAACAUGUUCCUGGUAGCAAGCAAAAUGCGGAUGUUUUAACGAAGACACAUGGAAGGAUCAGGUUCAAGGAGAUGAGAGAUCUCAUUGGGAUUCAAGAUGUGUCAAAAGAUUUUUCAAGUUUAAGAUUAAUAGAGAGAAUGUUGGUUUAAGCUUAAAUGGAUUAGGAGAAGGAAAUGUCUAAUACCUAAUAAGAUUAGAAAUAUUUAGAUUACUAUAUAACGAGAUGACAAGUUGUAGCAUAACUUAUGAAUUUUAGAAAUUGUGUCUGAGAAUUUAAGUUUUGAACUAUUUUCUUAAGCCAAUAAAAAGAGUUAUUCUUUGUACUUGAUCUUAUAAAAUCAUUGAAUUCAACAGACACAUCAAAAUAUUUGUGUAAGAUCAUUGUGAUUUUAACUUUAUAUAUUAAAGUUGAUGGAUACUACUUUCUACUGAUAUAACUAAAAUAAUUAAAACUUUAAAUGUGAAAAACAUUAACAUGCAAAAACUUUGUCAAAAACGAAAACAAAAAAUACAUUAACUUAUAAAGUGGGAUAGGCUUGAAAUCCUUUGGAAAAUAGAAAGGACUUGCACAGUUAAGAAAGAACUGAAAUGUUAUAGACGCCGGGCAUUAACAAGUAUUGGCGACAUUUGCACUAACUGGUUGUCUCAUUGAUAAAAGACGUCCCGGCUUCUAGUUGGAAAAUCACAAUCAUGCCAUAUAAUUUAUAUAUUAUUCUAUACUUAUUCGUUGUUAAAAAGGUAUAUGACGUUUUAGAAAAAAAUAUAUAUUCCAAAUUAGGAAGAAUUCAAUUUUAAUGAAUAAAUUUUAUGUUAUAUGACAUUUUAUAUUCUACUUUAUUGAUUGAAUAGCGUUAAAAUAGAUAAUUAAUAAUUUUUUGGUUCAAAAAUAAAAUAAAUGUUUUUAAAUUUAUGUGCAUGAUCCUAAACAUCAUCUAUUAGAAAAUGGAUAGUGUAUAUAACAUAUUAAUUAUAAAUGAUGCAAACAUCUUUUAAAUAGUGACAUUGUUCAAACAUCAAAAGCCAACCUACCACAAGACCCAUUGUAACCGUUGAGCAACCUCAAAUCUCAGUAAUGUUUCUCUUGUUCUUAUCCUAGCAUCUCCUCUGAUCAUACUACCAGUAUUGUUUCUUUCUUUUCUUAAAACACACACAAAAGUAGAUAGGAUUGUUGCAUGGACUGGAGACUCAUCAAGCCGGCAAAAGCUUGGUCCAUGGACCCCAGAGGUCUCACCCGUUCAAUCACCGGUCAUCAUGGUUCGAUAUUACAGCUACACCUCUGUCUCCUACUCUUCUCUGGCCACACUUCGGCUCAAGCCACUGAUGGCGAUUCAGAUAUGUAUGGAGAAAGCUUCCGGUUGGAUCCAAACAUGGUAAUACUCAUGAUUGUCCUAGUCAGCGUUUUCUUCACCCUCGGGUUUUUCUCCAUAUGUAUCCGUAAGUGGCUCGAGCGAGUCACUGGAAUGAACAACGCAAACUCCGUCGGCGCGGGUGGUAACAGGUUUUCUCUAAGCCGCCCACAGGCGCGUGGAAUCGACGCAUCAGUCAUUGAGACUUUUCCUACGUUCCGAUACUCAACGGUGAAGAUGCUCAUGAUCAUCAAAGAGGCCCUUGAGUGUCCUAUUUGCUUAAACGAGUUUGAAGACGAGGAAACGCUGCGUUUGAUUCCUAAAUGUUGCCACGUGUUCCAUCCCGAUUGUAUAGAUGCUUGGUUCCAGUCUCACGCCACAUGUCCUCUUUGCCGCGCCAAUCUCGUCCCCGUACUGGGAGAGACGGUUGUUUCUAUCCAGAUACCCGGUUUAGCUGAUGGUGCUCCUGGUUCUGAAUUAACCGGUGAUCGGACUACGGUUUUGGGUUCUCCGGAUGCAAGAUUGAUUGAUUCAGUGGCGUUGACAUGUAACCAGAGUAUGCCACGUAGGUCAAUGUCUACCGGAUGGAAUUUAGCCGGGAUUUUCACCAAUUCCGGAUGGACCGGUCAACAUGAGGAGAAUCUCGACCGGUUCACGCUUAGGUUACCGCGAGACAUUCACAAUAAGCUCGUGGACCCAAGCUUUUCAAAAUGCCACGUGACGUUUCCUCAGAUGAUGAGUUCAGCCAGAGGGUACAGAACCGGAAACCUAGAGACAGAUGCAAACUAUUUCUACUAUGAACGGUUCGACCAAGAUGAUCGGUUUGACCAAGAUGAUUGGUUUGACCAAGAUGGUCGGUUAGACCGUAGACCAUUCUCCAUAACUCCUCCGUACCGGACAUGUUCGAUAAAAUCACCGUUCGAUUGGUUGUGUCUUGAAAAGAACAAUAUCGGUGAACGUUCGUCCGAUCACCUUCGCUCCGGCCAUGAUAGCCCAUCUGUAGACCAAGUCGUGUAAUUGGUUAUUUGAGGAAGUCUCUCUCUAUAUAUAUAUAUAUUAUUUUUUCUGAAUUCUUCAUUUUCAGUUUUAAACUUUUAAUGUUGCCGAACGAGAUCCGCUCUUUGUUUUUUGUUUUGUUCUUUCCUUGGCCGAAUACAUAAUAAAAUCAUUUCGUCAGGAAAUAAAAUACAAAGCAAAAUUAGUAUGUGGUCUAAUCACUAAGGGUUUAUAAGAAGAUUAUCUUUGGAAGAGGCAAUGUCAUUCUUUAUAUAAGCUAUACAAUUGUUCUUGGCUACUUUAAUAACGUGCUCAGCAAGAAUGAGUUGAAUCUCAAGUUUGAAGGUCUCACUGAUACAAUUCAGGAUUGUAAACAAGUCUUUGAUGCAGCAAGUGCUGAUGUGCUAGCAAAACAACCAAAAUCUUGAAACGUACGAGGGUGUUCCAUUGUUAUCCCAAUUUUCUUAAACAUUAUGUCAGUGUUGACAAAUGAGUUAUAGUCUCCGAUUGGGGUUUAACUUUAACUUUGUUGAAAUUCUAAUUGAGUUUUAAAACCAUUUUUAUUUCACUCCACUCUAAAGGCUUAAAAUAUUGUUAAAGAAAAUUCAAAACCAAAAUAACAAAUUUUACUCUUAACAUGAUUUCUUUUUCUUAAAGCCACUAAUUCAUUACUUUUACUAUUUCUACAAAAAUGUUUAUUAUUUAGCAGUUAAUCAUCUCCAGGUGAAUCAAAACUCAUCCUCUGUUCUCAUUAUGAAUCUUGAUCGACUAAUUACUCACGGCUUUAUAAUCUCAAAUUUGGGACAGUGUAUCACUAAAAUAUUAUCACACUAAUUUAUCAAAUUACUGUUAGAAUCAUAUCUUAUGUUACAGCAUU